AUGCCGACAUUACCCCCAGAUUACGGGAUCGAUGAAAACCAACUUGACCAAAAUGCCGACUACGCGUGGUCUCGCCCUGGGGGUCUGAUCGAACGUCCAGGCCAGAUGUCCGACGAACCGGAGGCAUGGUUGUAUUGCGAUCGCUUUUCCUACAGUACGCAUGAGAAGGUCUCCCUCAAGACGCACACUACGGCUUCGACGUAUGAGAUUGAAGUCAUCAAGGACGGCUUAGAACCUCGCACAGUCUACUUGGAGCAUGAUCUGCCAGGCCGCCAGCACGCAACCCCGAAGGAUGCAUAUGCCGUGGGUUGCGACUGGCCUGAGGCACUCUCUAUCCAGCUUGACGAGUCAUGGCAACCAGGAUUUUACCUCGUCGUCAUCCGUAUCAAGACAAGUCGCGGCAGGCCGUUUGAGCGCGAGGGAUUUUUCAUCGUGAAACCCGGGGAGCAGCAGGCCUCCGAGGCAGACUUUUUGCUGAUCCAUGCCACGAGCACAAUGCUGGCGUACAACGACUGGGGCGGAGCGAAUCACUACCGGGGUAUCGAAGACGGAUACCAGAACGACAUUCCCAGUCCACAAUCUUCCACUCAGCGGCCCAUUGCACGAGGAAUGCUGCGAAUACCCACGAACGCUCCGCGUGAAUCAAUUGGAGACGCAAUCAUCGGUCCAAACUGGACCCCGAGGUAUGCCAGCCUCGAAUAUUCCUGGUACUUCCGCUACUCCAGACACUAUGCCGAUGCCGGUUGGGCGACGUAUGAGCGCCCCUUUGUGGUGUGGGCGGAGAAUCAAGGCUACAAGAUUCAUCACAUCACGCAGUCCGACCUCCAUUCCGACGCUCGGUGUCUCGAAGGGUACAAGUGUGCCGUCUCUGUUGGCCACGACGAAUAUUGGUCAUGGGAGAUGCGAGACCAUAUGGACUCCUUCACCGAGCAGGGCGGCUGCUUUGCCCGUUUUGGGGGUAAUUUUUGCUGGCAGGUGAGAUUCGACCAGAACAUGCACACGCAAACUUGCUACAAGGACCCGACAGCCGAUCCGGCCACGAAGACCAACCCGACUCGAUGCAGCACAGGCUGGGACUUCCCGCCAGUGAACCGUCCGGCGGCGCAGACCGUCGGCCUGACGGGGUUUGGUGGCGUUUACACUCGCUUCGGUGUUGCCGCGCCCCGGUCAUCCGGUGGCUUCCAGGUAUACCGGCCAGCUCACUGGGCGCUGGAGGGAACUGAGCUCUUUUACGGCGACAUGUUUGGCGCGCACCCGGUCAAUAUCUGCGGCUUCGAAGUCGACGGAGUCGACUACACGUUCCGCAAAGGACUACCCUAUCCGACCGGCACCGACGGAGCAUCACUGGAUCUGGAAAUCGUCGCCAUGUGCCCCGCCGUCCAUGGCGAAAGGGAUCGAUGGGGAGGUCGAGAGCCGAUAGGAGGGCCGCUCAGAGAGGCGCGAGGCCUAUUCAAGGUGGUGUUUCCCGACGGCCCUCCAGAGUAUCUGGUCGACCGUGAAUACGGUAGCGGGAUGGUGGCGAGCGUCGCUAAAGGUCAAGGGCAGAUUUUCUGCGCUGGCACCGCGGAAUGGGUGGUCGGGCUUAUUAAAAAAGAUUUCUUCACCCAGAAAAUCACCACAAAUGUCCUGGAUCGAUUUUCCGGCAGGCAAUAA
Messenger RNA from Exophiala spinifera, 1653 nucleotides. RefSeq lists its product as uncharacterized. NCBI's taxonomy places the organism in Eukaryota, Fungi, Ascomycota, Eurotiomycetes, Chaetothyriales, Herpotrichiellaceae. Bases 1 to 1653 code for a protein of 550 amino acids. The transcript has 2 exons. The record is from RefSeq and is a predicted model, not a curated record.